AUGACGAGCGGAGGCGAAGCUAGGGUUUUGCACACGGGAGAUCAGGAUGCUACGAUGGAGGAGGUAGGGGGAAGAAGUCAGCCUCCUGGUGAUCCCCCGGAUGCUCCGGGCUUGUGGGUUCAGAAAGUGAGGGGGAGUAUCGGUGGUGGUAUGCCAAGACCGGAAGAGGUUGUGACUCAUGAGUUUGUGAAACCGAGGUUUAAGAUUGAGUUUCCGAAUGUUCCAGUCGCGGUGCUUAGCCGUCGGUUAAAGGAGAUGUGGAAGCCUAGUCGUGACAUGGUGGUUGUGGAUUUACCUAGGCAGUUCUUCAUGGUUCGUUUUGAGUCAGAAGAUGAGUAUAUGGCUGCUUUAACUGGAGGUCCUUGGAGAGUGUUUGGUAGCUACUUGAUGGUCCAAGCAUGGUCACCGGAUUUUGACCCGAUUCGGGAUGAGAUUGAAACGACUCCGGUGUGGGUGCGGCUUUCAAAUCUACCAGUGUCGUUUUAUCAUACAACAAUCUUAAUGGGAAUAGCAGAGGGUUUAGGGAAACCGAUUAAGGUGGAUAUUACAACCAUGAACUUAACUAGGGCUCGUUUUGCUCGUGUUUGUGUUGAGGUGAAUUUGAAGAUGCCGCUAAAGGGUACGGUGAUGAUAAACGAGGAGAGGUACUAUGUCUCAUAUGAGGGUCUCUCAACUAUUUGUUCUGGGUGUGGUUUGUACGGUCAUUUGGUUCAUUCUUGCCCACAAGCUGCAAAGGAGAGACCGCCAGAGCAAGUGAGUCAAAGGGAUCACCCUCGGAAUACGGACGUUGUAACUCAUCAGUCUACUCAAGUAGGGAAUCAGAAUGGGAGCAGUCAGACGGUAGAUGGUUUUCAACCGGUUAGGAGAGGCGGAAGACGGCCGGAAACAACCAGGGAAGGUUCUAACUUUUUGGGAAACCGAGAAACUGUUCAGAAGCGACAGAAUAUUCGGGAAGUUCAGAGAAGGAAAGAGAAUCCGGACGUUCCGGUGAAGAAUAGUUUUGGAAGGUUAGUGGAUGAUUUGGAAGAUUCGGAAGUUAUGGAAAAAUCUCGUUCAGUGGAGGAGAAUAAGGAGAAUAGAUAUAUGAUGAAUCAAGUGGAAAAAGAGAAGAGUGCUCCGCAAGGAAUGUUAGUUGUCUUCGGAUCACAAAGGGGUAAUAAGUUGGGCCGAGGAGAUUUGAAUAAUGUGCAAAAAAAGGCCCAUGAAAAAUUGAGGAUGAAGCAGGCCACUAAGACAGUUACUUCACGGGGUUUAGUGUUUGGCCCAAUAAGGGGUGAGGCUGAGUUCUCGUCGUCAGGGAAACGACUCAGACUUGAGCAAGACUCACCACCGGAAGUUACCGAUUCUGGAAAUCUCCAUAGUCCGAACGAGGUUGUAGAGUUCAUUAUCCAAGAACAGGGGAGGGAGUCUAAUCUUCCGUUGGUGAGGAUGCCUUCCACGGCGGAGGUUGGAGCGACCAGAGAUAUUAUGUUUGAAACGCAUGCUGGUGGAGAUAAGGCGAGACAGAUUUGCUACGGUUUGGGUUUUGAGAAUUCUUUCCGUGUUGAUGCUGUGGGUCAAAGUGGUGGUAUCUGGUUAUUGUGGCGGACUGGAAUAGGUGAUGUAGAUAUUGUCUCUUCUUCCGAUCAAUUCAUCUAUGCGACAGUUACUCAAGGGGGAGUUUUAUUCAAUAUUGUUGUUGUCUACGCUGCUCCAACAGUUUCUAGACGGAGUGGGCUUUGGGCCCAGUUACGAGAUCUGCUAAGCGGGGUUUUGGGUCCAUUAGUAAUUGGCGGGGACUUUAAUACGAUUGUUCGUAUUCAUAAGAACAGGAGGGAAUGGGUGUCUUUCUCAAGAUUCUUUGGCAUUUGGGGAUUGGAUUAG
Capsella rubella is the source of this 1863-nucleotide messenger RNA. RefSeq lists its product as uncharacterized. The record is from RefSeq and is a predicted model, not a curated record. NCBI's taxonomy places the organism in Eukaryota, Viridiplantae, Streptophyta, Magnoliopsida, Brassicales, Brassicaceae. The transcript is spliced from 3 exons. Bases 1 to 1863 code for a protein of 620 amino acids.